AUGGAUGUCAAAGAGCUGAAUGCGAAAAUUCAGGUGCCUGGCGGAGGAGAUGGUGGUCCUAUAGUACAUUCGACUCCACCUGCUCCACCACCACCCCCUUCGUCAAUUUCCUCUGCUGAUAGUGGAAGGGGAACUCUAUUGGCGGAAAUCCAAGCAGGUAAGCAGCUGCGUAGCGUUGCAGCGCACACAUCGCCUGAUUCUGGGAGAGAAAAACUGGGUACUGGAGAUGCCCGGGGCAAUGUGAUGGCUCAAAUACGACAAGGAGCUCAGCUCAAACACGUCGAUACGGUCGCUGAACAGGAAAAGAGGCGUUCUGAGAACACUACGGCUGAAAUGGGUGGAAUAGCCGGUGCUCUUGCCAAGGCACUAGAGGAACGUCGAAUGAACAUGGCCUUAGAUGAUUCGAGUGACGAAGAAGAGUCUGACGAGAAAAACGAAUGGUCCGACUAG
Molecule: messenger RNA, 450 nt
Organism: Cooperia oncophora
Lineage: Eukaryota; Metazoa; Nematoda; Chromadorea; Rhabditida; Trichostrongylidae
Source: the annotation of a GenBank genome assembly